AUGCUUCCAGGAUGGGAUGAUGUCACCGAUGAAUCUCAUAUUGACAUUGAACGUGUGUCCGGUGCUUUUACCAACAGCGUAUUCUUCGUCACAAAAAAACCGCGGUGUACUAAAACAAAACCACAAAAAGUAAUACUACGAAUAUAUGGGAAUGGUAUCGAUCAAUUGGUUGAACGAGAGAAAGAACUGGUAUGGCUGAGGAUGCUUUCUACUGUUAAAAUUGGACCUCAGCUGCUGGGGACUUUCAAGAACGGAAGAAUAGAAGAGUAUUAUGAAUCUACAACACUGACCAAGGAUGAUAUUCGCAUGGCUCCAAUAUCACGUCACAUCGCAAGCCGGAUGUUUCAGUUCCAUAACAUAGUGAAAAUAUUUCCUCCUAGAGAUGAUGCGAAUCCUGAAGUGUGGGUUAAUAUUGAUAGAUGGUACCCGUUAGCGUGUAAAAUUUUUAGAUCAUCUGAAAAUAAGGAAGCGUUAGAUUUAUUAAACUUGUUAAGAGACGAGAUUCCGCGAUUAAAAGUGAUGCUCUCUAAAAUUGAUUCUCCGAUAGUGUUUGCACAUAAUGAUACACAAUACGGAAACAUUUUGCGACUUGCAGACGGAUCUAACCAACUGGUAGUAGUCGAUUUUGAGUAUGCCGGUUACAAUUAUCGCGGAUUCGAUAUAGGGAAUCACUUUUGUGAAUGGGCCUAUGACUAUAGUGGUCCCGAUCCGCAUGUAUUACAUAGGGAUUGGUAUCCUAACGAGGAGGAACAAUUAAAUUUUUUAGAGGCGUACCUGGAAACACAGGACCAGGAGUCAGGGUCGACCAAAUUUUCUUCAAAAGAUCAAUCUUUAUUGCAAAAGAUGCUAGUGGAAUGCAACGCUUUUGCACUGGCAAGCCACAUGAUGUGGGGGAUUUGGGGGUUGGUGCAAUCAUUUCAAAGUGAGAUUGAGUUUGAUUAUUUAUCCUAUGGCAUUCAGAGGCUGAAUGCCUUCAAUGAUUUGAAAGAAGAACAUUAUAGACAAAUUAAACAUCAUUACGAUGAUUAG
Molecule: messenger RNA, 1029 nt
Organism: Acaulospora colombiana
Lineage: Eukaryota; Fungi; Glomeromycota; Glomeromycetes; Diversisporales; Acaulosporaceae
Source: the annotation of a GenBank genome assembly